AGUCAUCUGGAUGAAAAUCUAAAUCAUCUGUCCGUAGUGAAAGCAGACGAUUUUUCUACGCUUUGAAAACGUGUUUUUGAUCGGUUUUUGUGAAGUGAGAGAAUGCAAGUUGUUGGGGUCGACGGUCGUGUCGUCGGCUAUCUCUUUUGUUUUCUGAUACUCCAGGCAAAACUUACGAACUCGAGAACUUCUUGGAGGCUCAGUGCUGACAAAGUCGUGAAGACAACAGACUUUGUGAGUACAGUUGAGGAUGAUCCUAUUUUCGAUAUUCUGGCAAGCAGCAUCAGUGUCGGGAAUGGGAAGAGUUGGAGUAGAACAGCUAUUUCUGAAAAGCACGAAAAGAUACAACCUUACUGUCAAGAUUGCAAAAAUGUUGCCUCUGGAAGUCACGAACGACGAUUCUCGUCAUACGUGUUGAAGGAUACACCAAAUGCCACUGAAUCUUUUCCUCUAUCAUCACAAGUGUCAAAUGAGCAAAUCAUGUGUACUUCUGGUCAACAAUGUGAGGAUAUAAUCCUAGACUGUGGAAAGUCUGUUAAUUUUACUUAUUAUGACAACUUGCUUGGUGUUGAAAAUAGGGAUAAACAUCCACUGGCUCCAGAACCUAACGUAGCACUAAUGUUUAAGAAGAAUGGUGGCAAAACUAUGGAUGUUGACAUUGAUUUGUUAGAGAAACGUUUAAUAAAAGCAAAACGAGAGAAACCAAAAUCUGUUCAACUUUAUAAUCAAAUAGGAAAUUUUUGGCGUAUAAAAGGUGAUGCACAAAGAUCAAUUGAAUGUUUUCGAAGAGCACUUGCUGUAUCACCGCAUAAUGCAGAAGUCUUGUUAAAUUUGGCUAGAGUACUUUUAGUUCAACAAUAUCUGGAUGAUGCAACAUAUUUAACAAGACGUUCUUUAGAAUUGCAACCACCAGAUCGCAAUGCUUGGGAACAAUAUCUCACACUUGGUCAAAUAUUCAAGGCAUAUGACCAUUAUCAAGAAGCAGCUGUAUAUUUGAGACAAGCUCUAGAAUUAAAACCAGACCUUUCUGAAGCGGCUGAAGCAUUGAGAGAGGUAGAGUCACUUCCGGCCGCAAGCAUACGUAUCUAUACAUUACUGAUAAUUAUAUGUUUGGUGCUUGGAGUACUUUUAGUAGUUCUAAGCAGUGUAGAAUGUGACGAAGACUCUAGUCUAGUCAAUGGACAACUUCAACGUCCAGUUCAACGUCAUUUUAGUCGCGCUAUGGCCAUGCGCAGUUUACGGCUUAAUGUUGCUCGUAAUAAACGUUGUUGA
This is a messenger RNA of Habropoda laboriosa, 1272 nucleotides long. RefSeq lists its product as uncharacterized. Gene Ontology annotation, molecular function: protein binding. NCBI's taxonomy places the organism in Eukaryota, Metazoa, Arthropoda, Insecta, Hymenoptera, Apidae. Gene Ontology annotation, biological process: actin filament polymerization. The transcript is spliced from 5 exons. Gene Ontology annotation, cellular component: actin cytoskeleton; cytoplasm. The coding region runs from base 103 to 1272 and encodes 389 amino acids. The record is from RefSeq and is a predicted model, not a curated record.